This is a messenger RNA of Cooperia oncophora, 867 nucleotides long. Lineage: Eukaryota; Metazoa; Nematoda; Chromadorea; Rhabditida; Trichostrongylidae. The record is from the annotation of a GenBank genome assembly.
AUGAUUUCUAGUUCGACGCGUUACGAAUACAAUAAGCUGACUAAUGAAGAGACAGACGAUAUCGGUUCAUUCCUACAGGUUUCACAUCCAGAACAAGUACGCAAGAAGUACUUCUACGAUAUGAGUUUCAAAGAUCAUCGAGAUGCUUACUUGUCACAAGUAGUUUUCGCGAAUACGGUAAUGUUUGGCACUGCCUUCACGGAGAAAGGAGCCAAGGUCUAUCUCAUGGAGUUCGACCAUGAACCACUACCGCUUCAUUCUUCUGACAUGCCGUUUUUCAUCGGAUUGCAUAUGAGAAACUUUACAGCUGACGAGCACCUCAUUGACCAGUUCUAUGCAAAAAGUUUCAUAAAUUUCAUUUAUGGGCGGGAAGCGACACUCGUUAUGGGCGGAAGCCUCGCAAGGUUGGCCUUUUCUCUCAGUUUCCUUCCAUAUGUCCUUUUUGGAUACCCUUCAUUUACAGACUGGUUGCCCUUCGAUCCAAGGAAGCGAAAUUACUACUCUGUCGAAGCGAACCUCAACAGGAGGAUAUUCCCACGGAAUAAAAUGGGCUAUCAUUCCGAAGUUGUGGAUUACUGGCUACAUAACAUGACUCAGUUCGAUAAAAGCCUUUCUGAAAUGGCUAAUACUCAACUGCGUUACGAGCAAGUGGACGUCACUCCGGGUCACUCUAUCCUUCGCUCUGUUUUGUCCGCUCUGCUGUUCGGACUCGCCAUGACACUUGGGUUCCUCAUUCUUAUGGCUGUCUGGGCAGCGCUUUCCCCUCAGGAUCCGCCGAAUCACGAGAAAGUGCCUUUGGUACAUCGGAAAGAAACACAGAUCAACCGCAAGAACACCAUGAUCGUAUCGUCGUUAAAGACAGGUUGA